ACCCAUUCGCCAAAUAGAAGAAGAGUGUUGUCGUAGCAACCCGAAGCUUAUAUCGAGCGAUAACUGUCCUCAAGCUUGAUAAACUUAUACGCAUAGUAGCCGUAUAUACAGUGCUAUAUCUACUUUACUGCUCACCAUUUGAAAAAUCAGGUUUUAACAACUAACGCAAAGCUGUGUUCAAUGUCGGUGGUCAGCAGUCUGGUGCCUGCCCGUUUCCUCACUCUCAUCGCACACCUUGUAAUAGUGAUAAUCAUUUUCUGGUCUCGGGAGUACAGUGUCCGAGCCUGUCUACCACUCGACUACACUAAUGAAGAGUACACAGCAGAGGACACACGGCUUGUGGUGGCAUUAUCCGUGACUCUGGGCCUGUUAGCCAUCGAGUUGGUUGGGUUUCUCUGUGGAAUCUCUAUGUUCAACAACAACCAAGCUCUUCUGUCUAUUGGAUGUCACAGCAGUGGCUCUGUGGCUUUGCUUUUCUUCAUGUUUGAGCAAUGGACCUGCAGCAUUUACUGGUGGAUCUUUUCCUUCUGCAGUGUGAUUCCAGCAUUAUAUGAGAUGGUCAUUGUUGUUGUGGUGUUUGGAUGUAAGAGAAAGCCUUUGUGAGUGUAGCUGCUUUUUUGCUUUAGGAGAGUUGGAUGUUUUCUUUCCAUGACCGAUGUACCAGAAUAGCAUUCACUCACUGGCACAAUAAACUCCUGUUUUUCCACAA
This is a messenger RNA of Danio rerio (zebrafish), 709 nucleotides long. NCBI's taxonomy places the organism in Eukaryota, Metazoa, Chordata, Actinopteri, Cypriniformes, Danionidae. The record is from RefSeq and is a predicted model, not a curated record.